UAGCUUGGCGGCCUUCAUCCAGUCUUUCCUCCAUUCCAAGGCAGCCCACUGGCUAACGCGCUUCAGCCCAGCGUCAUCUAAGCGCAAAAUAAUUUAAAGCCAUGGCAAGGCCUAGAGUUUUCUUCGAUAUCACCGCCAACGGCUGUGCAGUUGGAAGAGUGAUUAUGGAGCUGAGAGCUGAUGUUGUCCCCAAAACUGCAGAGAACUUCAGGCAGUUGUGCACAGGUCAGCCUGGCUUUGGCUACAAAGGAUCCACCUUCCAUCGUGUCAUCCCCGGCUUCAUGUGCCAGGGAGGUGACUUCACGAAACACGAUGGAACUGGUGGCAAGUCAAUUUAUGGCAACAAGUUUGAGGAUGAGAACUUUACCCUGAAACACACUGGCUCUGGCUGCCUGUCCAUGGCCAAUGCUGGCCCCAACACCAACGGUUCCCAGUUCUUCAUCUGCACAGAUCGUACUUCAUGGCUGGAUGGCAAGCAUGUUGUUUUCGGACAGGUUGUGGAGGGCCUGGACGUCGUCACGAAAGUGGAGAGCUAUGGUUCUAACAGUGGAAAGCCCAGUGCCAAGAUUACCAUUGCUAACUGUGGCCAGUUGUAAACCCCUCUUCCACUAACAUUCACCCAAACCCUAGUCUAGUACCCCUCAGUGCCCCCUUUCUUAAAUCCUGCCGCUAACCGCAACAUUCCCAUCCAAGCUCCCUCCCUCCUCCACCACCACCACCUCCUUCAGUUGUCCAUCUUUGUCUGAUGAGUUGCCUUUGCUGUUUUGUUUUCAUUUGCAGAUGAAGUCUUGUAGGCCUUUAAUUUGUAUCAAAGUCUGAAAAUAAAGGGGAACAAUGACAUUAAACGUAA
Molecule: messenger RNA, 850 nt
Organism: Ctenopharyngodon idella (grass carp)
Lineage: Eukaryota; Metazoa; Chordata; Actinopteri; Cypriniformes; Xenocyprididae
Gene: ppiaa
Product: peptidylprolyl isomerase Aa (cyclophilin A)
Exons: 5
Coding region: 102-596 (164 amino acids)
Biological process (GO): protein peptidyl-prolyl isomerization; protein folding
Cellular component (GO): intracellular membrane-bounded organelle
Molecular function (GO): peptidyl-prolyl cis-trans isomerase activity
Source: RefSeq, a predicted model, not a curated record